Messenger RNA from Rattus rattus (black rat), 4683 nucleotides. It is a transcript of the gene Limd1, whose product is annotated as LIM domains containing 1. Gene Ontology annotation, molecular function: transcription corepressor activity. The record is from RefSeq and is a predicted model, not a curated record. Bases 530 to 2524 code for a protein of 664 amino acids. The transcript is spliced from 8 exons. Gene Ontology annotation, biological process: negative regulation of hippo signaling; response to hypoxia; positive regulation of miRNA-mediated gene silencing. Gene Ontology annotation, cellular component: P-body; nucleus; transcription regulator complex. Lineage: Eukaryota; Metazoa; Chordata; Mammalia; Rodentia; Muridae.
GGCCAGCCAGCUCCGGGGAUUGACUACUCGCGCGCUCACUUCCGCGUCCCGCCGCCGGCCGCCGCCAUCGGACAAUGGGCCGCGCGCCGCGGCUGCAGUGAGCUCCGCUGGACCCUGCCGCCGGCCCCAGGCCAGCCAGGGGCUGUCCAGCGCGUUUGCAAGUUCGGUUGCCUGACGUGGAUGUGAGUUUACUUUUUCUGUGUACAUUCUCUGUCUUCUUUCGCCUGUUUUUGGUUUUGUGACUUAGAGAAGAGAACUUUUCUAAGCAGGCCGGGCACGGCUGAAGGCUACUCUGCCCCCACGUGGACGCUCCCCUGGGGAAAAGAAGUCUGAAAGUAAACUUAGCCUCGCCGGCCUGAAGGCCUCAACUUUGGCUGGACUGUAAGUUUCGGAGUCAUGACCUUCUCGCUGGGCAGGUGGGAAUCUUUAUCUAUCUUGGGCUGGACCUGAAACCUCAGCCAGCACCCAAAUCUCCCCCACCCCAUUCACACUUUGUACCAGGGGUAGGCCCCGGACACUGAUCUACAACAUGGAUAAAUAUGAUGAUCUGGGCCUUGAGGCCAGUAAGUUCAUUGAGGACCUGAACAUGUACGAGGCCUCCAAGGAUGGGCUCUUCCGGGUGGACAAGGGUGCUAGCAACAACCCAGAAUUUGAGGAAACUCGAAGGGUGUUCGCGACCAAGAUGGCCAAAAUCCACCUCCAGCAGCAGCAGCAGCAGCAGCAGCUCCUACAGGAGGAGGCCCUACCUAGGGCAGGCAGAAGCCCCAUCAACGGUGGGAACCGUCAGGGUGUGAGCAGCAAGCUGGCUGCAGAUGGGGCUGCUAAGCCUCCUCUUGCUGUGCCAACAGUAGCACCUGGACUAGCUACCACCACUAUGGCGGUGCAGCCCUCAUACCCACCUCAGGAGCAGAGGACCAGGCCAUCUGCCCACGGUGCAAGGCCUGGCAGUCAGAACUGUGGUUCCAGGGAGGGGCCUGUGAGUUCCCAGAGACCUGCUUUACACGGUCUGGGUCCCUGUGAAGACCCUUCCUGCCUCACUCACGGAGACUAUUACGACAAUUUCUCUUUGGCAAGCCCACAGUGGGGUGAUAAACCAGAAGAGUCCCCCAGCAUGAGUUUGAGUGUAGGGAGCGGAUGGCCUGGUUGCCCAGGAAAUGAUUCCCUGUCGCACAGAUCCUGUGGGGACAGUCAUCCUUACCAGCCACAGCUCUCCAUGUGCUCUGGCAGGUCUUUUGAAAGUGGUCAGGAUGGUGGCAUUGGUGGCCAUAGCAGUGAGAAGCCAACAGGCCUUUGGUCCACUGCCUCCUCUCAGAGAGUGAACCUGGGCUUUUCUUCCACGGGCUUGGAGAAUGGGACCCCAGCUCAACCCAAGGGCACAACCGUUUCAGCACCAAUGGUCCCUAGCAGCGCUAGCCAAGGAGCUUGUCUGAGAAGAGAUUCGAGUCUGGGAUAUGAGGCUCCAGGCAGGGUCUUCAAACCCCUUGUGGACACUCAGCCUUGGCUCCAGGAUGGGCCCAAGUCGUACCUCUCUGUUUCUGCUCCACUAUCCUCAACAACCAGCAAGGACAAUGGCCAGACAGGUAUGACCGCUGGGCUGGAUCCUAAGCUUGGAUGUGUGGAGUCUGGCACUAGUCCCAAGCCCAGCCCCACCAGUAACGUCCAUCCGGUAAUGUCUGCUCCCUCUGAGUUAUCUUGUAAAGAAAGUCCUCCCAGCUGGUCCACUGACAGUAGCCUGGGACCUGUGCUCCCAGGGAGCCCCACCCCCUCCAGGGUGAGGUUGCCCUGCCAGACCCUCACGCCAGGCCCCGAGCUCGGACCCUCCACUGCGGAAUUGAAGCUGGAAGCCCUCACCCAGCGUCUGGAGCGAGAGAUGGAUGCUCACCCCAAAGCAGACUACUUCGGAGCCUGUGUGAAAUGCAGCAAAGGGGUGUUUGGAGCUGGCCAGGCCUGUCAGGCCAUGGGGGAUCUCUACCACGAUGCCUGCUUCACCUGUGCAGCCUGCAGCAGGAAGUUAAGAGGAAAGGCCUUCUAUUUUGUCAAUGGCAAAGUAUUCUGUGAGGAAGACUUUUUGUACUCUGGCUUUCAGCAGUCUGCGGACAGGUGUUUUCUUUGUGGACACCUGAUUAUGGACAUGAUCCUACAGGCCCUAGGGAAGUCCUAUCACCCUGGCUGUUUCCGCUGCGUCAUCUGUAAUGAGUGUCUGGAUGGGGUUCCUUUCACCGUGGACUCUGAGAACAAGAUCUACUGUGUCCGAGAUUAUCACAAGGUGCUGGCCCCCAAGUGUGCAGCCUGUGGCCUUCCCAUUCUUCCACCAGAGGGCUCAGACGAGACCAUCAGAGUUGUGUCCAUGGACCGAGACUACCAUGUAGAGUGCUACCACUGUGAGGACUGUGGUCUGGAGCUCAAUGAUGAGGAUGGUCACCGCUGCUAUCCACUGGAGGACCACCUGUUCUGUCACUCCUGCCAUGUCAAGAGACUGGAGAAAGGACCCUCACCUGCACCCCUCCACCAGCACCACUUCUAGCAAAGAGACAGUGGGGAUGUGGGGCCAGCCUGCCCAGGGAGGUGUCUGUGUAGCACUUCUGAGCUUCCCCACAGCUGGGGCACAGGAAGAGGAGGGACAGGAGGUUGAAUUCCUGUGUGUGUGAAGGGUAUCAUUCUUUUAACCACAGCAGUGUGCACUCCCCAUCCAGUCCGUGUGUUUUCCAAGUGCUUUUCUCUAUUGCCACACUCUCGCCAAAUCACUCAGGAAGAUGCUCCAGCUUGCACAUGACAUAAGAUGGGGUCUGUGUAACUGGACACAUCCUACUCCCUGGAAACAGGUUUUCAGAUUGUGUUGGGCAUAUUCCACAGUGUCCCUAAAGAGAAACAGUGGUGGAGGUGAGCAGGAGAAUGCCUGCACCCAGAUAACCCUCACACAGCCUGUGGUGUGACUUCACAGUUCUGUCCACUUCAGAGCUUUAGUUCUUCUGAGGAUGCUUCAAACCCUUAACUGCAUUACAGCAGGAAAGAAGCACUGCAUAUAUUUGCUUUGUACCUUGGAGUUUGCUUGGUGAAUGAGAGCCAAGCUUAGACAUCUGGGAGGCUGGGUCUCCCUGCUGUGCCUCUGCAGUUCCUGCUGCACCUAAGGCUGGGGCAGAGGCCUGCCCUGCCCUGCCCUGCCCUGUCCUAUAUAGCCAGCUCAGAGAGAACUGGUGCAGGCACCAGGCUUCUUGUCCAUGCUUGGUGCUGUGUUUUCAUUGCUUCCUCCAGUCUGUGACAUUGGAGUUGCUUCCUCAAGGCGAGUCUGAGGAUCUCAUGCCCUCAGAUCCCUGUCACCUUGUUCAACUUCUUUGAGUAUGAAGGUUGGGAAUCCCAGUCCAUAUCCUGGGAGAGAGCUCCUUCCAGAAGGAAAGUGUUGUGUGUGAGAUCUCAAAGCUAGCACCAGAGGGAGUGCCUGAGCUUGUUUCACAGGCAUCUCUCGGCCACCUCUCAGCACAGAUGGUUUGAUGAAACCAAUGUAAGGUACACUGCUUUAGUCUGGCUUUUAUUCCUUUGUUAUUUCUCUCUACCUUUUCCCACACACAAAACAUACCUCACAGAUAGUUUUCACCAAUCACAGAUCAGAGAGGAAUUCAUCCAUGAUAUGGAGACUGUUGGUGUAUCAGCAGCUCCAACUCUUCACUACAGCUGAGCAGUACAGCUGCAGCACGAGGCCUUCUGAGAGAAGAUGCAACUGAAAUCAACUCUCUGGCCUCGUGUGCCUCUGCAUUACUGGCUCCUGGGGUAGCCAGGCUAAGAGGGAGACCACAUGCUGACAACAUUAGGACCACCUCUGAGGUGGCUAUGUUGGCAUACCUGUCCUCCCAACAUUUGAGAAGCUGAAGUUUGUGAAGUAGAAGUUUAAGGCUGUCCUCAAAUACAUGAGGCCAUGACCUCACUCAAAAAAACUUAAAAAAGAAAAAAAAAAACAAACUCCACCCAGCACUGAAGAACAUAAUUAACUUUGCCUAUCACUUCCUGAGGCCACAGGUCAGUGUCUCCUUGGACGUUCAAAUGGGUAAAACUGGAAAAACAGAGUGAAAUGGGUUUCCAUCUGCUGUUUUAUCUUCAGGGAGUGCCCCAUGACUUGUGUCAGGAAGGCUGCAGUGUCUCACUUCAGCAGUCAGGCUGGGUACCCAGCAGCUAGCUUGGGUGCUGAAGCACGGUCUGUAGAGCCCCUGCCACAUAUGAAUGUGGCCUCUUGACUAGGUCCAGUUACACCUGUAUGUUAUUGCAGUCCUACUGGCCACCAUUGUCUGUCCUUUGGCCAGGUGUUACUUGUUUCCUGUUCUAGACAGAGCCCCUUAAAUAAAAGCUAUGGAUAUAUAAGGCCACAGAGGUAGACCCUGAGACUAGCCCUGGUUUUUCUCUUCCAGUUAGUGAGGUUGGCUUUGGAAAGGCUGGCAGGGAAAGGAAAUGAGACAAUAUGUCUUUGCCUUCAUUGAGGUUCUGGUAUAGUCUAAUUUUGAUUCAAGAUGAUUGAUGAAAAUUGCAUUGGAAUUAGUGUCAGAAAUAGAUGAGAUUUUUUUGCAAAUUGAAUAAUUUAAAAUCUGUGAUUAAUUUUUAAAUGAAAUUCCUGAUUGAGGCGAUUCAGAUGUGUUUUCAAAUACUACAUUUUAUAUUAUCAAAAAAGCAAUAAAGGAAUUUGCAGUUUUCCCAGAA